CGUCAGCCACGUCCCUGCGUUUCAGCUCGACAUCCUUCAAUACUCUCCCAAGAUUACCGCCUCAAAAGCAGUCUUCUUGGGAGGACAAAUCUAGACAUACUCUACAGUUCUUCAUUCCUUGUUGUUUUCCAGGCUUCGUUCUCAAAAAUGGGCAAAUUCAGUCUCAAGAAAGGCGACAACGAUGAAGACUCCGGCAGACUCGCCCUGUUCGGUUCCCGUUCAAAGUCCAAAUCUCCUGCUCCUCCCUCAAACAAUCCCUACGCACAGCCUGCCAUCCCUCCAGAUCCGUACACACAGGCAAAGAUGAGUGCUGGCAUUGUGCCUCCGCAAGGUGAGGCACGUCCGGGCUCGAAUCCAAGGGCUGGCUACCGUCCGGGUCCAGGGCCUCAAGGGAGUUACUCUGGUCUACCAGGCCCUGGUCAACAGAGGCCGUCACAUGGUGGGGGAAAUCCAUAUGCCGGGAAUCAACCAAGCAAUUACGGUGAUAACAAGACUGGCCCUCCUCAAGGAGGUUAUGGUGGCAGUGGUGGAGGCUAUGGCCCCGAGAAGUUUGGCAAUCAAAAUGGCUAUGGAGGCGCUGCCAAUGGAGGUAAUCCCUAUGCCAGCAUACAGCAAACCAGUGGCACAUCACGCGAAGGCGGCUACGGGGGACUUGGCUCGUCCAGUCUCUACGAGAACGAUUCCAGCCGUGAUGAACUAUUUGGAGGCGCCCAACAACGUAUGCAGCAGAAACAACCACAGCCAGGCGGACCUCCUGACUAUCAGUACAACAACGCCAAUGAAGGUGGCGAUCGAAGCUUUGGGGCAUACGGUGACCGUCAACUCACGGCUGAAGAGGAGGAGGAGGAGGACAUUCAGGCAACUAAGCAGGAGAUUAAGUUCAUGAAACAGCAGGAUGUGGCUUCCACCAGAAAUGCUCUGCGAGUUGCUGCCCAGGCUGAGGAGAUGGGCCGCAACACCCUUGCUAGGCUUGGAGCACAGGGCGAAAGAAUGCACAACACAGACCGAAAUCUUGACAUUGGAAACAACCACAUCAAUAUCGCCGAAGACAAGACCAAGGAAUUGAAGACGUUGAACAGAAGUAUGUUCGCAGUGCAUGUCAACAAUCCUUUUACCGCAAAGGAAAGACGCACCCGACGGGAUGAGCAGAUCAUGGACCGGCACCAUGCCGAAAGAGAAGCUCGUGAGGCUACUCGUGAAGCUGCCUUCAGGAGCACACAACGGAUGAACCAGAAUUUCAAAGGCUUGGAAGACACCCCAGGGGGACCCCAAGCCAAGCAAAGCCUGGCAGAACGAGCCAAAUAUCAAUUCGAGGCUGACAGUGAGGAUGAUGCCAUGGAGGGUGAAAUUGAUCGAAAUCUUGACGACCUCACUGGCGCAGCCAGGCGUCUCAAUUUGUUGGCGCGUGCCACAGGAGAGGAGGUUGAACAACAGAACCAACUGAUUCAAAAUAUUGCAGAAAAGAGCGACCGCUUCGACGAUCGCCUACACUUCCAAACCGAACGAUUGAAGAGAAUUCGAUAGGCAUUGCUGUCCGUUCUUUCAAGUGUACACCCACUUGGAAGCCACUGGCGCCAGAGGACCACUGGCAUGAAAGGCAGAAUCUCGUCGUGUCAUGUUAAAUUCCGUGUGCAGCCUCGUCCAAUGUUGUGGGUCCUCGACAGAGCAGGAGCCUUGUUGAUCUGGACAAAUAGAUCAGCCUGUCCCUGUGCAACGAUCAACACUCCGACUGCUCAUCGACGUCCAUCACCUCGGGAACAAUGUUUUGAGGUUCGGGUCGUCGUGCGGCAGGCGCCAUGACAUCCUGAUAAUUACCCCGGUUGAUCUCACUGGAAGUGACAGCUUUGGAAAUACUUGGAAGUGCCUGGGAUACAGGUUGGGCCGGCUGAGAGUGCCGUUUGCUCACAUAUUUUGUGGAUCGAAACUUCAGCCUGACGGGCUGGCUGUUUGGAUGGCACAACCAGCCUUCAUGGAUACACAAGGGCAAUUUCAGGGGGGCGUUGACGGUUCCUAUGGAGUAGAAUUUGACUCGAGACAGUAUGGGGCGGAAUUUGUCACGGCAGGAUUGCUAAGCGCAGCGUCUUUGGACUACGGAGUACUGGACUUGGGAAUAUGAUUGUGGGCGUUCUGUUCAAGGCCAUUUCUUACUCGAAAUUCCGGUCUUCUCAUGCCAGGCUUUCACGCUGUCCAAUUUCUUU
Molecule: messenger RNA, 2198 nt
Organism: Exophiala xenobiotica
Lineage: Eukaryota; Fungi; Ascomycota; Eurotiomycetes; Chaetothyriales; Herpotrichiellaceae
Exons: 2
Coding region: 148-1524 (458 amino acids)
Biological process (GO): exocytosis; vesicle fusion
Cellular component (GO): plasma membrane; SNARE complex
Molecular function (GO): SNAP receptor activity; syntaxin binding
Source: RefSeq, a predicted model, not a curated record